UAGUAGUCGCCUUUCUAGCUAGAAUCGAGACUGUAUGAUCGUAUGCACUGUGCCGCUGACAAUGAGCCGCGGCGGUGACUGUGAUAAGUGAUCGCGUACCCUUCCUCGUCGCUAAACGCGUAGUGGCAGUGGAGAAAGAUAGUACGUCGGCCAAGGAAAGAGUCUACCUCUUGAUGACUCGCGCUUUACGCAGGGCGCAACGUAGCCGGAGCUCACAAUUAUGUUCGAUGUACCGCCCAAGUUCUACGAGCUGUGUCGCCUUUGUUUAUCGUCGGACGGUGUCAAAUUGUCCAUAUUCGAGGAGGAGGGCGCACAGCGAAACUUCGCCGACAAGAUACUGACAUGCCUCUCGAUCACGGUGAAAGAUGGGGAUUCUUUGCCACCGAUUAUCUGUCACCGGUGUGUGUACAAGUUGGAUGUACUACACAAUUUCCGUGAGGUGUCACACAAAUCUGAUGUCAUACUCAAACAGUACCUGGAUUAUGCCAAGCAGUUAUCAUCACACGAUGAUCAGAAGAAGUCUUUCUCCACUGCCAAAGUAGCAGGCUUAAGUCCUCUACAGUCAUUUCUCCAAUUGAACAAAACAUUGUUCAAUGAGGAGCCUAACUCUCCGGCCAGCAUUAAUCAAAACGUUAUACCUCAGACGCAAACACAUCAUUUGGAGUUGCGCACCAAUGAUAUGCCAGAGCAUGAUAACAUUAAGUGUGAACCAGAGGAUGACACUUGUUCGAACAGCUCUGAUCCAGACAGAUUAGAAAUAGAAGAUCGAGAUGAACAGGAUACAGAAGGGGAGGAAAAUGGUUAUGACAUGACCAUUAACAAAAGAAUGAAAGUGGAAACAAAUUACGAGGAAUCGAAACAAAGUACCCCCAAUCACAGUCCAGUAAAUAGAAUGGACACACCAGAAAGCAAUUGUUCAGACACUAAUAUAGAUCAAGAAACGACUAAACUGUGGCAAGCAUUAGCAAACAACAGGAGUUUAGAGAUUACCAGGACAAACGGUGACAAAUUGAAUAAUGGAUUUACCGGCGAGGCAACUAAUCUUCUGCGUUCGUUAAUUAAUAACAGACAGAUCGGUAUUACUGCUGUCGAUUCGGACCGAGUGUCACCGCAAAUUAGGUUCUACAGAGAUACUCAAGGAACUACAAUCGAGCGUACAGUACCGGACUGCUCUGUGCUCGGCAAUCGCACCAAUGUCCCGUGUAUAGAAAACAAGGGUACUUCCGUGGAUAGCAAUCCAUCCAGUCCAGCCAGUGUCGGACGGAAGGAGACAAAGGGUCGCAGAAAACAAAGUUACCCUAGUAAAGCUCCAAUGAGUCCGGACAUCGUUAAUUACCAGCAUGAACCGAACGAAGAACAAGCCCAAGAUUUUACUGCAUGGUCAAAUAAAAUGAAGGUGAAGGUGGAGGAUCAGAAACAACAGUAUGAUCAGCAUAGCGGCAACAUGACUAAAAAGGUAGACAUGUCCUGCACAAAUUGUGGUACUAUGACCACGACUAUUUGGAGAAGAAACAUGAAAGGGGAGAUGGUCUGUAACGCUUGUGGGCUUUAUUAUAAACUCCACGGGGUGAACCGUCCAUCCACUAUGCGAAGGGAUACGAUACACACGCGUAGACGUAGACCUAAGGGUGAAAAACCAACGAGGCAUAGAAAAAAAGGAGACGUAAUUUUGCCACCGCAAUCUGAACAAAUGGACGCAGAAAGUGCAGAUAUGCUGGCGGCUCUACGAAGACAAAUACAACCUCAUCUAAUGAUGGCUGCAGCGUUGACACCGCCACGUAUACCUGGUGCGCAUCCACCACCUCCUGCCGCUCAACUUAAUUACUCCCUUCCCUUGCCUACAUACAUGAUGCAUCACGUGAAAGCAGAAGGCCGAGAACAAUGUCACUUACCUGGGGAUGUCAAAGAAACAGACGAGGGGGACGAAGAAAAUGUCUCCGAUGUACCAUUGAACUUAGUUGCGACGUCGUUAUCCGAAGACACACACUGAAACACAUUUUUGGCCAGCUACAGAACGACUUUGCUAAGUAUAUAUAUACAUAUUAAAUACGUAUAACAAAGAAUCUCUAGACAGCAAAGUUCUGUCCAGUGAUACACAGGGUGUAGAAAACGAGAUCAUUCUCCUCAUGAUGUCUGCUGCCGGUUUUCGUUCGAGAGGAGAUCCUCUCCUUUUUUGAGCUCUCCUUUUCUCUCUAAUUCUGUCUCUAUUCCCGUAGCGAGAACGCCGAGAACCAUUAGGUAGCAGGACAUUAUGGGGGGGAUGAUCUUUUUUUCCCGCGAGCUACCAAGCCCGUGGCGCAGAGCGCACGAAGGAACGAUGAUAUUAAAUACGCAGUAUUAAUUACGUGGUUAUUCGAAAUAUGUACAUAUAUAUACACGGAUAAUACGAAGAAUAUUUUUAUACAAAAUUUUGUACGCUUGCAGCUAGAGAGCGACGGGCGAUCGUUGUACAUAAACACGCGCAAAUUGUUCUUUCGGUGUCGCGCAUGUAUUCUCGCGUUGAGAUAAAGAUAUGUAAUGAUGGUGGUCGUUGUCUGUUUUCUUAGUGACGUAAGAAAGACAGUCACCGGUGAAAGUGUCUAAGAACGGUGCUAGAAAUUACUGUUCGGGAAGACUUAGAAAGUAUAAAAAUGAGAAAAACCGAAAAACGUAGACGAUAUUAAAGGAAAAGAACGUUUUGUCACUAAACACGAUUAGUGAACAUGAAAAUUCUCACCGUUUUGUUCCACGGGCUUUUAGCUGUCAGUGACGGUAACAAUCAUAAUACUCUCGUUGUCUUGCGUAAUAAUUAAGUGAAAGAAACGACCCAGCUAAUUCUAAUUAAUGAGCGAGAAAAAAACUGUGAAGAGAAUGUAUUUUUUAAAUCGGCUUUAAAUAACGCAAAGGAUGUUCUCUCCCCUCGGUUAGUUGCGGGGAUGAGAUCACAAUGGAACAGCAGAAAACGGUUGCACGACGUGACAAAUGUGUUAACUGUAUAAUUGUCCGAUGCGUACUCGGUAAUUUGAGCUUUGCCAAAUUACGUUAAUGCCAGUAUCAUCAUACUCUAGUGGCCUUUCAGCGAUUUAUCUCUUCCCUCUUAUCCCUCCCCUUAGCUCUUAUAUCAGACGCGGCGAGCAAAAGCGCGCGAAUAUUUACUUACAAGAUAACAAGAUCUUCAUUUAGACGAUGUAGGUACGUUUUUUUUUACGUGAGCACGAGACUGCCGGUGUGAACACAUUUAAUACUGAUUUUUCUACCUUUUACGUAUUAUCUCUGCCCCUUGCCCCCUGAUUCUUAUUAUACCCUACCCCGUAACGUCUCGGAAGGCUUUUUUGCGGCUGUUGACGCAGCCGUUGAAUAAUUUGUACUUAAAUAGAUGAAACAGCGCAACCACCAUGUAUAAGCUAAGACUCCGAAAGCAAUAAGAAACGCGAUGGUACGUAGAUUGUCGUCACACAAUACUCGUUCACAUGCUCUCUCGACGACAAUGAACAAACAUACAAGAAACUUCAGGAAAUAAUACUUAGAUUACACUCAUUCUGUAUGCCGGACGUUAAAAGUAACAAAUUUUAUUGCUCCACGGUUGCUGCGGGCAUCCGUUAACCAUUAUUUUACCAAAUUCUCUCCUCGACUUUGUUUGUUUUAUAUUAGGCUGUAACAUAAACAAAUUUCUAUAAACAUACAAGCAUAGAUUGAUACAAACCAAUUAAGAGAAAGUAUUAAAAACAACUGAACUUGUUCAUGUUACUACUUAAUAUAUUUGUAAAAAGAAGAAUAGGAAAACUGUGAUUUUUCUCAGUCUCGUUAAUCAAUUAACCCUCUCAGGGUGAAUGGUCAUUUUAACCCAUAACAAAACUUACCAGUAUAAGCAGGUGCGAUGACAGGAAAUUUUUUUAUACAAGUUAUUGCCAAAUUGUAGUUAGAUAAGUACAGUAUUUAUUGUAUGAGAUACGCAUGUGUUCUCGUCUCAUGAAUCUCUUUCGUGUUCAGUGUAAAAAUAGAUAAAUCGUUAUCGCUCUUUUAUUAAUAGAUGAUAUUAUAAUAGUCUCAGAGUACGAUCAUCAUUUUGCGAUUUUUGUGAACCGAGAAUGUGACAAUAGUAUAUCUUAGUUGACUGAAAAUGUGCCUGCUAACCGGGGGUUUAUCUUCUCAAAUCCAUUAUCUUUUUCUCUUUUCCCUUAUUAUAUUCUUUUCGUCUAAGGGCUAUCACUGAUUUACUUUUUUCCAGAUUGUACAGAUCAUGUGUUAAUAAACAGGUAUUAAGGGAAGCUAAAUAGCACAUAAUACGAUGGCCAGUGCAUCUACUCAUGUAUCGUAAUAAUCUAACAUUGUAUACAUAAACAACUUUGCCAAAAAUAGAUUUAGUCUGUGUAACAUAGAGUAUAGUUAAGGGCAUACGAUAAAAAUUAACGUUUUAUCUUUCUCUUUCACGACGUCAUGCACAACAUUUAUACAUUUCUCUCUCCUCCUUCAUUUUUUGUUUCUCCUACCCCGCCUCAACCACUUUUUCUCAGUCUUCUUAUCAGUGAUAACUCUUGGUAAGGGCUGUUUAGACAGAGCUUCUUCAAAUUCGCUUGGCAGUAAUCCGUGGAGCAAAACUUAGUCUUUAGUCGUUAUCAAAGGAGCCUUAUGAACACACUCGUACAGAUAUACAUGCAUAUGUAUAUACAUAUACACAAUAUAUAUAUAAAUAUAUAUAUAUAUACAUGUAUAUGUAUGUAUAUGUACUAUUAAUGUACAAGUACCAAUGAUACCACGGUGAAGUGCUGUUCUUUCUUUUCUCCGCCAGAACAAUUGUAAAUAUGAAAGCGAAUAAUUGGUUCGUGUGAUCAAUGUUUCAUAAAAACGUAUAAAUAUAUAUUUAUUUAGUGAUUAGCGAUGUAUGCAUAGACUGCGUGCGUUUAUGCUAGCUCCAAUACGAGACGAUAAGAGCUAAAUUUCUCUCCUUUGUUAAAGGUUUCAUAAGAUUGACGUUAAAAAGGGAAACGGCCGCGUUAAAAUUUUUAUUUGAUCGCGGUCUUGCGAAAUCGCACGCAGCCUAGACAGUAUACAUAAUGGAUUUUGAAUGACGUUGAUUUCAUAAGAACGGCACUGUGCAUGUGGUAUCUCGUUACUGACUACCCGAGUAUUGGAGGAAGAGACAUAAGCGAUGAUGAGGUUUCUCACUAGUGCGAUCCGAAUGACAGAUUGCUAAGCUUUCUCUCUCAUGCGUCGAAAUGAUCCUUCCACUUAGUACGUAUUCAAUGUAUUUCCUGUUUCACAAGUAGGCUCGGGAGUGACGUAUCUUUUAAAUAAGCCUUUACUAUGUAUACCUCAUUCGUUUGCGUUUACACUAUAUGUAAAUACAAACAAAUUCAAGGCAGAAUAGCUAUCGGCUUGCAAAAUUAACAAGAUUUCAUUAUUGGUUCGUUAACGUGCAUGAAUUUCUUCUAUAUUUUCUCCCAUUGACUAUCCUGCGAGGUUGUAAUAAAAUUGUUUAUUCAGAGAGUGACGCUUAUUUAAAAGAUACAUGACGCGUGUAGACUAAACAGCAUCUCCUUAACGGGGAGACGAAAUCGAAAGUAAACGACUAUUAAAGUACACAGGGGGGAACGUUUUGUCAAGCCCCCGGACCGCCAGUUUUAAAUUUCGUCGACAGAAACACUUGUGUAGCAUACCAUUUUAUAAGUGUACCAUACGCGAAGAGAACGAACUUAUUUAUGCAGAAUAACAUCGAUAGACGAAGACAAAGUGGAUGAAAUGGACAGUUACUUCGUUAGGCAUUUUUUUUCUCCCUCAGUUGUAAUUUUUUUUGGCUCGCGGUAGCUUGUUAAACCACACGAAAAACAUAAUUAUUAUUAUUAUUAAUAUUAUUAUUAUGAUUAUUCUUAUAUAUAUUUUUUAUUAUUAUUAUGAUUAUUACCAACGUAGGCGUGUAAGUAGAACAUAGGUUUGAGCUCUCUACUAAUUCUGAAGAAAUCUAGAGGAUAUUUUUUAUAAUUAUUAGAACACGAGAAAUCGAGUAUUGCUAUUAUAUAUGAGGUAUAUAUAUCUAUAUAUAUCUACAUAUAACACACACACACACACACACUCACUCACUCACUCACUCACUCACUCACUCACUCACUCACUGUCGAGUAUGAAUUACGGUAAAAACGUUUACAAGAUAAUACGAUCAUUUUUAAACAAAGUAAGAUUUAGUUGCAGGGACCGCCAGACACAAACACGAACGGUUCGUCUUCUCUCCUUUUUUUCUUUCUUUUAUUAAUUCUUUUUUUUAACAAUGGUAAAGAAGAAAAAUAAGCUGAGGCUUCUUAUAGAGUUUUUUUUAUGUAUCAGUAUUCUACGCGUUUGACUUUAGCUGAUAAGGAGUUUUAACCAACACUACUUAAAUGAAUCCCCCGAUGGCGAGA
Messenger RNA from Megalopta genalis, 6371 nucleotides. RefSeq lists its product as uncharacterized. The record is from RefSeq and is a predicted model, not a curated record. Gene Ontology annotation, biological process: negative regulation of transcription by RNA polymerase II; positive regulation of transcription by RNA polymerase II; cell fate commitment. Gene Ontology annotation, cellular component: nucleus. Gene Ontology annotation, molecular function: DNA-binding transcription factor activity, RNA polymerase II-specific; zinc ion binding; RNA polymerase II cis-regulatory region sequence-specific DNA binding. Lineage: Eukaryota; Metazoa; Arthropoda; Insecta; Hymenoptera; Halictidae.